Amborella trichopoda is the source of this 495-nucleotide messenger RNA. The record is from RefSeq and is a predicted model, not a curated record. Lineage: Eukaryota; Viridiplantae; Streptophyta; Magnoliopsida; Amborellales; Amborellaceae.
AUGACGGAUUUGGGCCUUAUGAGAUAUUUUCUUGGGAUUCAAGUAAAACAAUCAAAUAGAGAAAUUAUUGUUUCCCAAGAAAGAUUUAUAGAAGACCUCUUGAAAAAGUUUGGUAUAACGAAAUGUAAACCGGUGGCUACUCCCAUGGCUCCAAAUGAAAAAUUGUCACCAAAUGAUGGAGCACAAGAAGCAAAUGCAUCUUCUUAUGGAAGUCUUGUUGUCUCCAGAUUCAUGAGCAAACCAAGCAAGUUAUAUUUUGUAGUUGCUAAGAGAAUAUUAAGAUAUGUUCAAGGAACUAAGAGCUUUAGUCUCAAGUAUAGUACAGAGAAAGACAGCAGCCUAGUUGGCUACACAUAUAGCGAUUGGGCCGGAUCGUUAGAUGAUCGAAAAAGCACUUCAGGAUAUAUAUUCUGCUUAGGAUCUAAAGUUAUCUCUUGGUCUUCAAGGAAGCAAAAAACAGUUGCUCUAUCAUCUGCAAAAGCGGAAUAUGUAUAA